UGUUGGACGUUGGUUUACUGGGCGAGGCUCAGCCUGUCAAUCCCAAUUCCGCCUAAUCUCUAUUAUGAACAUAAAUAUGAUAGCCUGGGGUCCCCAGGAACUAGAAGGAAAACGGCAACGGCCUGACACUGAGGCAGCUGAGGACUUAAAAGAUCUCCUCUACUCCUCAAUGCAUAACAUUGUCUCUCUGAAUGACCUCGUGACAGAACUUUCUGAAAAGAUUGCUAAACUCACCAUAUCGUCCGCAGAAAACACGGCUGAAAUGAAGCUAUCAAAAGCAGAGACGACUCUAUCAAGGGCAGCACGAUCUAAAGAGAUAAAGGAAUUGAAGACCGACGCGGCUAGAGUCAGCGAGGUUGAGAGCCUUAAAGAACAGAUCGGAACUCUUAAUAAAGCUUUCUUUCUAGUCCUCGAAAACAAGGAAGUCGCACUCGCUGGCAUGACAGCCCAAAUGGAGGCUAUGAAGGAAGAACAAGUUGAACUGGAUAGAGACCAUGCCUGGCAGUCUCUCCACAUGGCAGCAGCUGCAGCUUGCAGAGGAAGCACCCCUACUGGAGGUUCUGGACCAAAUGGAAACGCUGUCCUGGCAAAGGAGAACACGAGAAGCUGUGAUCAAGUCUGUGGAGAUACCGCGUUCAACCUGUGUGACGCUGACAUCUCAAUCAGCGGCUACAAAGGACAAGCAACUUCUUACUCCCAACGACUCGGACACUACUACAACUACGGUUGUGGAUCUCCUGGGAACAGGAGCGGGAGGUUUGAUGAAGUGAAGGCUGGAGGGGAUGGUGUUUUCAGCGACCAUAGUACAGGAAACUGGUACUACCGAUUUUGCUGCUGCAGGAGGGCUUGAUGACUUCGACAUGUUCCAAACAACAGAUCAGGAGAAAUAACUGGACGGUGAAUUUGAUUUGUAAUUUUUUGUUAUUUUCAAAAACUUUAAAAUGUUAAAUAUCGAUGAAAAAAUGUUGAAUAGCUUGCAUACCAAUUACCAACAUUGCUACUC
Messenger RNA from Bolinopsis microptera, 1003 nucleotides. RefSeq lists its product as uncharacterized. The coding region runs from base 65 to 850 and encodes 261 amino acids. Lineage: Eukaryota; Metazoa; Ctenophora; Tentaculata; Lobata; Bolinopsidae. The record is from RefSeq and is a predicted model, not a curated record. The transcript has 4 exons.